Molecule: messenger RNA, 123 nt
Organism: Funneliformis mosseae
Lineage: Eukaryota; Fungi; Glomeromycota; Glomeromycetes; Glomerales; Glomeraceae
Source: the annotation of a GenBank genome assembly
CAACAUGGGAUUAAUUCUACUCCUUCAAGUAAUGAGAGGCAAGAAUUUAUUCAAGAUCCAUUAGAUGGACAAAAUGCGAAAAGUUGCGCUGCACCAUGUAAAGUUUGUAAAGAAAGUGAGUAG